Messenger RNA from Phanerochaete carnosa HHB-10118-sp, 708 nucleotides. RefSeq lists its product as uncharacterized. NCBI's taxonomy places the organism in Eukaryota, Fungi, Basidiomycota, Agaricomycetes, Polyporales, Phanerochaetaceae. The coding region runs from base 1 to 696 and encodes 231 amino acids. The transcript has 5 exons. The record is from RefSeq and is a predicted model, not a curated record.
AUGUCCGGCUAUCAUGACAACGUCUCCUGCCCCGACGGCGGCCGGAGCUGCCACCUUUCCUUAAGCUCCCGCCUUCAUCUUCCUCGACCACCUCACCUCAGAGCCUCCUCCUUCGUCCCAGCAGUCCAGGCUACCCUGAAAGCCGGACAGAACCCGACAAUUGGUCGUUCUUACCAGGGUUCUCACCGUGGAUCGUACACCAAGAAAGGCACCGUGGGCCUCGGCACGAUGAGCCAGCGGGUAGAGGCGCAGGGCGAGGUCGCCACCGAUCGUCUCCCAGGGAGCUCCUACGGCAGCCAGAAUGGGGGUUCGCGGCGCAGGAGGGAGCCGCCUGCUAAGGAGAUAUUGGUGCAUCGGGGAGCUUUGCACGGAAUCAGCAGAUUUGGAGUAUUGCAGGAAGAUAUCGGUCGCGAAAGGGCGUCCCUGACGGAGCGGGGGAUGUGCCCCUGCAAUGUCGGAUGUGAGACUCUUUGCUCAUGCAUUUGCGUCGCACCUGAUGUUGCCGCUAUGCUGGUCGAACGGCUGACGGAAGAUGAGCUGCGCGUGCUAAAGAGAGAAGGAAACCGUGGCUCACCUCUCGUGUCAAUUGUGGGAUUUAUAGCCUUGUCUACCGACAAUAUUCCGGCCCCUGCAUCCAGCCAUGAGCAAUGUUAUCCCGUCACUAUCUUCCUGUGGAGCCAGCUUUCAACUAGAUGACCAAAGCUUCCG